This is a messenger RNA of Hevea brasiliensis (rubber tree), 1817 nucleotides long. RefSeq names its product LOB domain-containing protein 36. The transcript is spliced from 6 exons. Lineage: Eukaryota; Viridiplantae; Streptophyta; Magnoliopsida; Malpighiales; Euphorbiaceae. Bases 485 to 1426 code for a protein of 313 amino acids. The record is from RefSeq and is a predicted model, not a curated record.
UAUUUUCACCUCCUCUCUCUUAUAUUUUCCUUUUAUUUUUUAAUUAAAAAAAAUUUUACAUUUUCCAUUAUUAUUUUUUCCUCCAUCGAGAUCGUGCAACUCGAAUAUCGGAUCGAGAGAUGCAGCUGUUGGACCCUAUACCAUAGAGGGCUUUACAUGGAAGUUGACGACUCCGAGGGAGAGAGAUUGAUCUGAGAAGGAACAGUUUAUGCUUUUUCUUUUCUUUUUGUUUUGAGAAAUUGAAGGUAUUGUGAGGGAAAAUGGAUCUCGAAGGAUCCCUUAGACCAUCAGUUUCUUGCAUUUCACAAUGAAAGAGAGAGAGGCAAGAGCUUGUAGGAGACGCGUUGAUUAUUUCCAUUUUCUGUUACCUUUUUUUCCCCCUUUUUCUUUCUUUCUUGCAAGGCACUGUUUGAUUAUGUAGUUGUUUUUCUCGUAAUUCUUUGCAUCUCGGCCUUUUCUUAGUGAUAAAAAGAGGAAAGAGAAAAUGUCAUCGUCGAACUCACCAUGUGCGGCGUGCAAGUUACUCAGGCGAAAAUGCACGCAAGAAUGCGUUUUUGCACCUUAUUUUCCACCGGAUCAGCCUCAAAAGUUUGCCAGUGUCCACAAGGUAUUUGGCGCCAGCAAUGUCUCUAAGCUUCUCAACGAUCUUAACGCUGCCCAACGAGAAGAUGCCGUCAAUUCCCUCGCUUAUGAAGCUGAGGAGCGUUUACGCGAUCCUGUCUACGGCUGCGUGGGUCUAAUCUCCAUCCUUCAAAAAAGACUCAAGCAACUUCAGAGUGAACUCUACCAUGCCAAGAAAGAGCUGGCAGAGUAUAUUGGGCCUAGUGCAAUGCUUCCCAUCUUGCAACCCUCGACGUUCAUGCCCCAACAGCAUAUGGGUAAUCCGUCCGCUUCCAAUGUAAUGCCCCAUAACAUGUUGCCGAUGAUGGGUAUUCCUACUGGCCCAGCGGAUGGCGGCCAAUUGAUGAUAAGCGAGCAUCCACAGCAGUCGCACCAGCAUCCAACACAUCAGCAGCAGCAGCAGCAGCAAUUUUUUGAGGCUCAGCAAUUGGCUGCUGCUGUAGCCGUAAGAGACCAGCAAGAGAUGUUUAGGACUUAUGAUCAGCAGCAGCAUCAAGAUCAAUCACAACAUCAGCAAGAGCUUGUGAGGUUUAACAGUGGAUUUGACGCAACUGGUUCGGUGACUGCUACUGGAUACAAUCAGCUAAGUGCCGCUUCUGCUAUGUCACCUUCUUUGGCUCUGGCCACCUAUGACAACCCUUACCAGAUUCAACCUCAAGUGGAGCACCAUCACCAUCACCAUCACCAUCAGCUUCAGGCACAGCUUUUCCUUCAACCGCAACAACAGCAACCUCUUCAACAAACCCAACAGCAACAGCAAAGGUCUGGAAGUGAAGAGGGCAGGAGCGUCGGUCCAUCUUGUUGAAGUUUUUUGCUAGUCAUAUUGACCUCCUUGCUAGUUCCAUUGAAGCAAUUUUCUAUUAUAGCUCGUAACUGCCAGAUAGGAGUUAACACGAAUAUGUAUAUGCAUAGAGUGAUAGAGAAAGAAAUUUUGGUGGGAGAGACUUAAGAUCUAUGAAGCAAGCAUUGUUUUUCGUGAUUGAAGAAUAUAGACGACUUUUAUGGAGAGAUAACAUUUUGAAAUAUAGGAUCGGCAUUUGAUUUCCGAGUACAGCUUUUUCUUUUCUAUUUCAUUUGGUAUGAAAUGGUUCACUCUUCUUAAUUUCUUACAAAAUAUAUGCAAUGCAUAAACUAGAAGUUGACAAGUUUCUUUAAAGCAUUUGCAUAGCAACAAUCUCUUUCAAGUUUUCUGGUCA